Penicillium bovifimosum is the source of this 327-nucleotide messenger RNA. RefSeq lists its product as uncharacterized. The record is from RefSeq and is a predicted model, not a curated record. Lineage: Eukaryota; Fungi; Ascomycota; Eurotiomycetes; Eurotiales; Aspergillaceae. The coding region runs from base 1 to 327 and encodes 108 amino acids. The transcript is spliced from 2 exons. Gene Ontology annotation, molecular function: oxidoreductase activity, acting on the CH-OH group of donors, NAD or NADP as acceptor.
AUGCCCGUUUACGUUAUCACCGGAGUGUCCAGGGGAAUUGGGUUUGAGCUCCUCAAACAGAUCUCGGAGGACCAGGAGAACCUAGUCGUCGGUUUGGUCCGCGACAGAGCUGCGACGGAGAAGAAGAUAGCGGCAGAGCUGGGCAGCCGUCCUAAUGUCCACAUCCGCCAUGCAGACCUCACCGAGUACGCUAGCUUGAAGCAAGCCGCUACCGAUACGGCCUCAUCGCCUUUUUCUAUACUUUACUUGGAGAAGAAGAUGUCUAUCGUCUUUCAUUCUUCAGGUGAAAGUCUUUAUCAGUUGCUUCACUAUAGGCGACAGUCCUGA